Messenger RNA from Artibeus jamaicensis (Jamaican fruit-eating bat), 3333 nucleotides. RefSeq names its product mitochondrial ribosome recycling factor (gene MRRF). Gene Ontology annotation, cellular component: mitochondrion. Gene Ontology annotation, biological process: translation. Gene Ontology annotation, molecular function: ribosomal large subunit binding. The transcript is spliced from 7 exons. The coding region runs from base 115 to 903 and encodes 262 amino acids. Lineage: Eukaryota; Metazoa; Chordata; Mammalia; Chiroptera; Phyllostomidae. The record is from RefSeq and is a predicted model, not a curated record.
CCGCCCCGCCCCGUGACGUCAGGACGUCAGCGCCGCCGCAGCCGUCGCGGCGCUCACAAGAGUGUUUUCCCAGUAUCGUAGGUGAUAGCUGAUGUUCACGUGGAGUCUUCAGCCAUGGCCUUGGGUUUAAAGUGCUUCCGCCUGGCCCGCCCUGCCCUUUGCAGCUCCCUUGCGGCCUUGACCAGACCUGCUUCAGAAGCAAUGCUGAAGACAGUGAGCGGGAAACAAAGUGGCUACAGGCAAGACAUGGCCCGUCCAGCUGUACUGUCCCGUCAUUUUGCUACCAAGAAAGCCAAAGCCAAAGGGAAAGGACAGUCUCAAACCAGAGUGAAUCUUAACACUGCCUUGGUCGAGGACAUUAUCAGCUUGGAAGAGGUGGAAGAAGAAAUGAAGUCUGUUUUGGAAGCACUCAAGGAUAAUUUCAAUAAGACGGUCAACAUAAGGACUGCACCAGGGUCCCUCGAUCACAUCACUGUGGUGACUGCUGACGGGAACUUUGCUUUAAACCAGAUUGGCCAGAUCUCCAUGAAGUCGCCACAGCUGAUUUUGGUGAACAUGGCCAGCUUCCCAGAGUGUACAGCUGCAGCUAUCAAGGCUAUAAGAGAAAGUGGAAUGAAUCUGAACCCAGAAAUGGAAGGGACGCUAAUUCGGGUACCCAUUCCCAAGGUAACCAGGGAGCACAGGGAGAUGCUGGUGAAACUGGCCAAACAGAACACCAACAAGGCCAAAGACUCUUUACGGAAGGUUCGUAGCAAUGCGAUGAAUAAGCUGAAGAAAUCAAAGGACAAGGCCUCGGAGGACACCAUUCGACUCAUAGAAAAACAGAUCAGCCAAAUGGCCGACGACACCGUCACAGAGUUGGACAGGCACCUGGCGGUGAAGACCAAAGAACUCCUCGGAUGACAGUCCACCAGGGCUUCUCUGGUGGCUCCCCUGAGUGACAAAUUGACAUCUCUCUGCCCGUCCACAGGGAUGGCUGUCACCAUGUCCUUGUCAGUCCCCCUGGGGCCCCACCUUCCAGUAGGACACUUGGACUUGUUUAUUCCCUUCCUGCUGUCCCCACCCAGCCACUCUUCUCCGGGGCCUGGGACCUCUGGCAGGCGUGGCGCUGACUGCUGUUCUAACAGUCGGGCCCUGUCCCCAGUGCUAAGCUUAGCUUGGGCUGGUGUGGGCCUUCCCCUGUCACUGGACGGCUCUGCUAGAGGCCGAUUUUCACCAAACAGUGAAGUGAAAAUGAAUUGGAAAGAACAACAGCCACAAAGGAAUGAUUGAGUCAGUCUGGGUUAACGAUUCCCGAGGCCCUGUGUGUAAAGCAGCCAGAACAACGCUUUGCCCUCUGAGCUGUCUGCGCUCGCUCCGUUCGCUGCCUGGACCCUUCUUCCACGCCUCGCCUGGCCGGUGGUGUUCAGCCUUCACGGCACAGCUGGGCUGGUGCUUCCUCGGAGUCUCCCUUCCCACCGGCUGAGGACCCCUGCUAUUGUUGGCUGUCAGACGCUGUCUGCUCGUCUCGUCUGAACCUUAAUUGUUCUUUUUGAUAAUUAGUCUGUAUACUUUCUGCAUCCUCAGAACUUGACAUAAUGCCUGAAAUGCAGUAGGCACUCAGUUAUGAAUGAAUUGUGCAUAACAUUUGAGCAACAAAUGCUGGUUUUUCCUUUCUUUCUAGUCUUAACAGUAUUCUGCCAUUUUCUGCUCUUGCUCUGUCCCCGAUAUGUACUUGGUCAUGAGACACCUUUUUCCCAGGGUCUGCCUGUCAGUGGCGGGCAGGUAGUGUGUCGUGGCUCAUCUUUGGGUACUGGGCGAAGUUAGUUUUUUUCCCCCUACUAGUUUUUCUUUUAAUCAUUCAUUUGUUCAUUCAUCCAUUCAUUCAUUGAUAAUAUAGCCAUGAUGAACUAGAAAUAGUCCUAGGCAACAUUUUUUAUCUUCCCAGUAUACUUGCAAGGUGUGUAUUAAUUCCAUUUUACAAAUAGGAAAACUGAGACCUAACAAUAUUAGGUCAUUUGCCCAAAGCAACGAAGUCAGUAAGAGGGGUUCACUCUUCAUCGUCAGCCUCCUCGUGCAGAGGGGGAAGCACCGGGAGAGGUGCGGGCUCUUGCCCAGGGUCCGCGGCCAGCACGUGGCAGAGCCGAGAUUCAGGCUGAAGCCUGAUCCGCCGCGUGUGCUCCACCUGCCGUGUCCCGCCGCCUCCACAAACAUUCACGGAGCCCCAGUUCUGUGUCAGGUACAGCGCUGCACACUGGGAAUACAGAAUCGGGCAAGACGUGACCCCUGUCUUUGAGGGUGCAUGGGGUACUGGACCAACUUGCUAUUCGUAAUGUCGUGGGUAAGAAGUUCAUCCUCCUCUGCCAAGCAUCUGCCUUUAGAAGGAUACCCACUCCGGCAGCAGCAGGACCCAGCCAUGACCCUAUGAAGCAGCUUCCAGCUUCUCUGAUGUUUGUCUCCUCUGGGGCUCCGUUCCUGGAGGGGGUAGGGGUGCCCUUUGCCCUCUGCUUGCACUGGUGGAGCAGGCUGUGCAGCCCUGCGCAGCAGCCAGUGGGGACUCAAGGGCAGAGUUAGGUCAAAGGUGGGAGAAGCUGACCCCGUGUCCUGCCCUGCUUACCUGUACCCUGUUCCCCAGCCCUGAGUAGUCCCCAGACGACUAGCAGUCAGCUGAAGGAAGAACAGGUCGGAAAGAGCAAUCGAGGCGCCUUUUGGGGGGCAAACCACAUGGCGAGGGCUCUGCAAGUCUUUCGUGAGUGGAUGAAAUCCCCCACUCACUGCAAAUGUGCUUCCCUAAGAUGCAGGAUUUUUUAAUAAACAGAGGAAAUGAUAAAUUAUGUUGUAACUCCACUCCAAAGGCAUUUGGUUCUUAACAGCCAAAUCCUCUGUAGUCUUUAAAUAAACAAAAACUUAUUUGGUGAGCAGACGGGGGGGAAAUUGAAAGAUUUUCUGUACUUGGGCUCCACAUGUCAACAAUUUCUCUCCUGUGUGUAUGUUGGCCAAAGCCGUGUAUCAUGAUAAAUGAAUAAAGGAAAACCUCAGGCUCAGGGCCGUCAGACAGCUCAGCAAAUGGCUUUCAGCUGAUGGCUCUAUUUCAGUUGACAUUUAUCAAAGAGUUUCCCUGUAACUCCGUGUGUCAGGGCUUCGGUGGCGGCAGGGACGAGAGGGAGCCAACCUCUUUGGGUGUGCUGAGCAAUGAGCGGUUCGUGUCCCCCCUCUCCCUCCUUCACUUUCCAUCUCUUGUAAAGUGGAAAGCUGGGUAUGGAAAUUCUCACCCUUGCCAGAGGAAUUAACCACCUCUUCUACUCAGUUCUUUAGCUUUCAAAGUCUCAUGAGAAAUACAGGCCAAAGAGAAUU